UUUAAGCUAUAUUGUUUUACUAUUAUUUAGUAAAUAAUUUAAACGUAAACAUAUUCUAAUAUACUAAAUUCCCAUCAGGGGGCUUAUAUUUUAUUAUUUCUAGAUCGAUUGGUCCAGAAAUUGGAGCGUCUAUUGGAAUUCUAUUGGCAUUAGCUAAUACCAUUGUAGUUGCAUUAAAUACAAUUGGAUUUUGUUUAUCAUUAAGAUCAUUAUUAGAAUCAUUCAAUAUACAUAUACUGGACUCUAGUUUCGCAUUUAUACUUACCGGGCUUAUAACAAUAUUUAUCCUGGGUUUAUUAUGUUGUGGUGGUAUGGAUGAUGAAGCUAAAAUUCAAGAUGUGUUAGUAGUUUUCAUUGUUGGUGCAAUUUUCGAUAUUAUUAUUGGAUCAUUUAUCGGACCAACUUCUGAUAUUGAUAUUGCAUCAGGCUUCACUGGAUUUAGCAUGAAAACAUUAAAAGAGAAUUGGUAUUCAGAUUAUAGAAUUCAGGACAACAGUCAACAGUCUUUUUUUACUAUUUUUGCUAUUUUUUUCCCAUCUGUCACUGGCAUACAAGCCGGUGCGAAUAUAUCGGGAGAUCUCAAGGACCCAAGUACUUCUAUACCAAAGGGAACUCUCUUGUCGAUCGCCAUUACAAUAACUUCAUAUGUUAUAUUAGUAAUAGUACCUGGUGCUGUUCACUUAAGGGAAGCAAGUGGCUAUCCAAAUGAACUUCCAAACAAUUUUUAUUUGAACUGUUCGUUAAGAGUUUGUUCUGAAGGAUUAUAUCACAAUGCAAAUUUGAUGCAGACAAUUUCUUUAUGGCCAUAUCUCAUAUACCUCGGUUGUUUCAGUGCCACGUUAAGCACAGCUUUAACUUCUUUAAUUGCUGUUCCUAAAAUAUUACAAAGAAUGGGUCAAGAUAAUAUUUAUCCAUUUCUUAAGUAUUUGGCAAAAGGUUAUGGGAAAUCAAACGAACCAUAUCGAGCUCAUAUUUUGGCUAUUUUAACAUCAUCGAUAUUCAUUUUUAUGGGUGAACUAAACGCGAUUGCUUCUUUCAUUUCGACUAUUUAUCUGUGUGCAUAUGCCUUGUUAAAUUUGUGUACAUUUCACGUUGCAUACUUUAAACCUUUAGGUUGGAGACCCUCUUAUAAGUUGUAUAACCAAUGGCUAAGUCUCGCAGGUGCUAUUAUUUGUUUAACAAUAAUGAUAUUAAUUGAUAAAACAAUGUCAAUAGUUGUUGGAUGCAUGAUAGGAUUUUUAUACAUGAUUGCAGCUAAAAAAAAAGAUGACAUUAAUUGGGGAUCCUCAAAACAAAUACAACAAAUCAAAACUAUUAUAAAUAAUAUGUACAAAGCCAAUACCGUUCAGUAUCAUGUUAAAAACUAUGCACCAAAUAUUAUGGUACUUUCUGGAGAUCCUGAAUCAAGAAAAGAACUAGUUUCUUUGGCACAUUUAAUUACUAAUAAUAAUGGUUUACAAAUGUGCAUCAAUGUAAACAAAGAGCCUUUAGUAUAUGAAGAAAAACAACUCUUAGUGAAGAAAGGAGUACAUUGGUUAAAAAAAUCUGGGAUCAAGUCUUUAUAUAAUGUACUUGAUGGAAUACAUUUAGAUAUCGGCGUUCGUAUGAUGUAUAGUUGUGGUUAUGGUAUUCUUAAGCCUAAUAUUAUUCUUGUUGGAUAUAAAAAUAACUGGUUUGAUUAUGUGGAUGAAGACAUUCAGACUUAUUUAAAUACAAUAAAUACAGCAAACAUUAAUGGACUUGCGACAAUCAUCGUUCGAUUUCCGUCGACUAAUAAAAGUGAUACAACAAUUGAAAAUUCUGAAAACAGAAAAUCGGCUAUGAAUAAAAAAAUGCAGUACAGUGAAAGUGAAAAAUUUCACAAUAAACCGUUAAUCAGUGAAGAGAAAGAAGUUCAAUCAGAGGUAUUUGAUUGCUUUAUAAAAAUUCAGGAGUCCCAAUUUUCAUUCGUUAAAAAACGAAAUAAUGGGACGGUUGAUAUAUGGUGGUUAUUCAACAAUGGAGGUGUGUUAACUAAGUUUAGCUUUAAUUGUUGCGCAUAUUUUUAAGUCAUGUGACAUUUGGAAAAAAUGUAAAUUUCGAAUAUUUGGAGUCACAUAUGAUAUUGAAAAGUUAAACACUGAAAAAAACAAGUAAAUUAUAUAUAU
Messenger RNA from Sipha flava (yellow sugarcane aphid), 2147 nucleotides. Its product is annotated as bumetanide-sensitive sodium-(potassium)-chloride cotransporter-like. Gene Ontology annotation, molecular function: sodium:potassium:chloride symporter activity. Gene Ontology annotation, biological process: potassium ion homeostasis; cell volume homeostasis; chloride transmembrane transport. The record is from RefSeq and is a predicted model, not a curated record. Gene Ontology annotation, cellular component: membrane. NCBI's taxonomy places the organism in Eukaryota, Metazoa, Arthropoda, Insecta, Hemiptera, Aphididae.